This is a messenger RNA of Phaeoacremonium minimum UCRPA7, 1284 nucleotides long. RefSeq names its product putative salicylate hydroxylase protein. Lineage: Eukaryota; Fungi; Ascomycota; Sordariomycetes; Togniniales; Togniniaceae. Gene Ontology annotation, molecular function: FAD binding; monooxygenase activity. The record is from RefSeq and is a predicted model, not a curated record. Gene Ontology annotation, biological process: secondary metabolite biosynthetic process. The transcript has a single exon. Bases 1 to 1284 code for a protein of 427 amino acids.
AUGCCGCAGGCAGCACGAUCUCUCAACGUUCUUGUUGUUGGAGCCGGCCUUGGCGGCCUCGCCACUGGCCUUGCGCUUCAGACAGACGGGCACACAGUAACAAUUAUCGAUGCUGCUCCGGAAUUCGCUGAAGCAGGAGCAGGAAUCAGAGUUCCCCCAAACUCUAGCAGACUGUUGCUUCGCUGGGGCGUAGAUCUGGAGAAGAUGAAGAAAUCAGUAUCAAAGCGUUACCACUUUAUCCGAUGGGAAGACGGUGCAACUAUUUGCAAACUUCCAUUCGACAACAUUGUUGAGACCCACGGCGCACCCUACUAUCUGGUCCACCGGGCCGAUCUGCACGCUGGACUGCUCGAGGCUGCUCGGAAAGCAGGUGUUGACAUCCACACGCACAAGAGAGUAAUCGAGUACAACUUCGAGGCACCCUAUGCCAAGACCCAGGAGGGCGAGAUCUUCAAAGCCGACCUCAUUAUCGGAGCUGAUGGCAUCAAGUCGAUCGCAAGACCCCUGCUUACGGGCCAGCCUGAUAUCCCCCGCGACACUGGUGACGUUGCAUACCGAAUUCUAAUACCAGGAGAGAAGCUUCUCGCCGAUCCCGAACUUGCGAACCUCAUAACCGACCCUUGCACGACCUCUUGGUGUGGUCCUGAUGCCCACCUCGUCGGAUACCCGAUCCGCAAUGGCGAGAUGUACAAUAUUGUCGUCUGUGCUACUUCAUACAAUGAGACCACGGACGAGGUCUGGGUGAUCAAGGGUGACAACAGGGAGCUGUGUGAGCGAUUUGGAAAAUGGGAAAAGCGUGUCCAGAAGCUGUGUGCACUUACAGGAGAUUUCAUGAAGUGGAGACUCUGUGACCUUCCCAACCUUACUCGAUGGGCCCAUCCGUCGGGCAAGGCUGUUCUUCUGGGCGACUCCUGCCACCCAAUGCUUCCCUACCUGGCUCAAGGUGCAGCACAAGCCUUUGAAGAUGCGGCUGUCAUCAGGCAAUGUCUUGCCCAGGACACCGAUCUGCCCACAGGGCUCAAGAACUACGAGAGUAUCCGGAUGCCGAGGGCAAGCUUGGUUCAGGCCAAGACACGGGAGCAUCAAUACAUCCUUCAUAUCGACGAUGGCGAGGAGCAAAAAGCUAGGGAUGAACGUAUGCGCGUUAACGCAGCGGAGAAUCCUGUCUUCUGGGGUUAUGACGAUCGCCGGAAAUGGUUAUUUAGCCACGAUGCUGAGAUCCUCAACAAGGAUGGCGCAAACUGGAGAGAGGCAAGCCAAUCUACAGGUGUUGCAGCUCACUGA